Molecule: messenger RNA, 1886 nt
Organism: Ostrea edulis (European flat oyster)
Lineage: Eukaryota; Metazoa; Mollusca; Bivalvia; Ostreida; Ostreidae
Product: mucin-2-like
Exons: 7
Coding region: 1-1692 (563 amino acids)
Molecular function (GO): protein binding
Source: RefSeq, a predicted model, not a curated record
AUGUUUCUAAAACAUGCAAUCAUAAAUUACGCAGAAGAACCUUUCUAUAUGAUCUGGUUCUUAUCUCGUGGUAUCCUAAAUAAACAGGGUUUCUGUAACGGUAAACCGUCGGGAGUCAGUGUGUCACAGGUUGAAGCCAAAAAAAUUAAAAUAUCGUGGGACACCUCUGGCGCCAGCUGUGGAAUUCUUCAAUAUGCCGUCCAUUUUGAGACCAAGAAACCUUUGACGGUGUUUCGGGGCAUCAACAUCACCGACCUCAGUCAGGGCAGCGUGGUGGUUGACGUCACUCCGUCCUUUACGUAUAAUAUAUACGUCAACGGGCUGACGGCUGGGGCGGAACCGCCCACUCCAGAUUUUGUGCUAUACACCGUUCCCAGCAUCCCCCCAGACGACUUUCCACGAAUCCACGUCUCCAGUAAGACUCUGACGUCACUCACUGUCCAGUGGGACAAACUGAGUAUUUAUCACAGAUGUGGAAACGUCACUGGAUACGAUCUUCUAUAUCAGCGACCGGACGGGAAAACGAUCCCGAUCCCUGUUCCCGGGGGUGAGGAAACCACACAGUUCACCAUUACCGGUCUAGAUCCCGGAAUCACCUAUAACAUCGUCAUCCGAGCCAAAAACGAGGCUGGCAACGGGAAGUGGAGCCAGCCCUUCUUGACUGACUCUACAGUACAUCUGACCACUAAAGGUUCUUCCCCGACAGUCAGCACGACUUCACCCAGUACAACGACCUCAACUUCAAAACCGACAACAUCAUCAACAACAUCGACAACAACUACCACCCCACAGACAACAACAACAACGACGACGACAACGACGACACCGAAACCUACAACGAGCACCACCAGUACCACCAGUACCACCUCCACCACUCAAACCACCACAACCACUACCAGCAAACCAUCAACAACCACAGUCAGGACAACACCGUCCAACCACACUGCGCAAGCGCAAGUCUCUGACGACAUGGGCGUACCGUUCCUGUUGGCGGUCCUUGGAGGGUGUAUCCUACUACUGGCCAUUCUUAUCCCUGUCACUUUCUUUAUUUGCCGCCAUUGCUGUAACAAGACUCCUGUCGGUGUCGUUGAUGAUAAACCGGACAUUCCAAAGACGAAGCCGGACAGACACCCUCCACAGUAUCCACCCGCGGUUGGCUUAGGUAUCGCGCAUCUCGUUGCCGUGGUAAAUAUAAAACCUAAACCUCCGCCAAUGCAAAGAGUCCCUAAGCCAAACGUCCAGUACAGCGAGUUUUCGUAUGAAGGCGGUUACAAGGGGCUCCAUCCUCAUCAUGGUGGACAAGAAUAUCCAAAUUUACUCCGAAAAAUUCCAAGAGAAUCUCCUGUGGAAAAGCCAGAUAUCGAGACUUCCCCAACAACAGAAGAGUCUAGAAAUGGCGGCGCGAAUGAUGUUCAGUAUAAAAAUUUUAAUAAUCACCACGUGUCACACACAAACAAUGUUUACAUUCAUAACUUUAUGAAAUCUGGGAGACUCUUUACUCCAAGCACUCCUGUAACUCCAUCCAUUAUUUAUCGGAAGCCGAAAGAAUAUUACGACACGCUUCCGGUUCCUGUGAAUGAAGAUGUGACGGGAGAUAUUCCGCCAUCUCGAUAUAGUCCUUUAGAAAAGCCUAAAAGGUUUAAGACCAGGGCUAUUUUAAACGAGGGCCCUGAAACAAACUACACUCUGUGAUUUACCAAAUUUGUUAUCGUUAACUAUUUAUUUAUUUCAUUUGAAUGUUUAACAUUUGUUUCUAAGAAACACCCAGCUUUUUUAUGAUACUUUGUAGAAUGUUCAGCUUUUUUGAUAUAUAGAAAAUAUUUUACCGCGUUUAUUUAUUUCCUGUAGAUUCUUACUUCAAUGCUCAAAUAAAACACUAGAUUGUG